GCAAUCUUUAUGCGGUGGGUUUGAAUUUCAGCUGAACAAAGAGAAGCUGCCAAAAGAGAACUGAGAGAUCAAAGUCAAAAAAAUCUUCUUUUGCAUCAAAACAAAAUUAGGGUUUAUCCAUAAACAGUUCCCAGAAGUUCUCCUUUGGCUCCCAAAACCACCACAGCCUUAAAACAUCAUCAUCACAGCUUCCCUCAGAUUCUUUUGAUCACUCAGCAGAAAGCUCGAUUCUUUAUAAUUGGAAAUCAACAAGGGUCCGAUGAAUUCACAUCUCUUCCGCGUAAUCUGUAUACUCCAUUCGAUAAUCGCACUUACAAGUGGAACCCUGAUGAUGUUCUACACAGAGAAAGCUUCCAUCUUUGGUCACGGUAGUGAUAUAGCAAACAAGCUCAAAGGAUCAACGCCUCACGACGAGCAACUCAUCCAGAUUUCUCAGUCAUUCUCUGGUUUGCUUCUAUUCGCAAUCGGACUGGUCUUGUUCAUGGUGUCGUUUGUGAAAGACAGAGAGUUUCAUAACUUCUUUGCUGGAGGUUCUGUGAUUCUCUAUAUCCUUAUGGCUCUAUGGAGAGUUAUGUUUGAGUGGAAGAUUGAAGAUCUUGCUUUUGAAUGUCCCAAGCAAGCCCUUGGAGACAUUGCUUUAGCUGUCUCAUGGGUGUUCUUCCUCGUUUAUACAUGGAGAGAGAAGUACGAUUGAUGUUUUUUUUUUGUUUUCUUCUUAAUUUUGUGGGCUAAUGCAAAAGAUGAUGUGUUUUGUUAGAAAGUGGAGAUCAAACUAUUGUUGGAUUAUGUAGAUUCAGAAGAUCAGCAAGUGUCAAUGAAAAUGGUUUAUUUUUUUUCAA
Molecule: messenger RNA, 839 nt
Organism: Camelina sativa (false flax)
Lineage: Eukaryota; Viridiplantae; Streptophyta; Magnoliopsida; Brassicales; Brassicaceae
Source: RefSeq, a predicted model, not a curated record